AUGGCAAGGGGCAGCGCCAUCUCGGGCGCCCGCAGGGCCGAUGCCUGGCUCGUAUUCGCCAUCCUCAUCGUCAUACAGAUCGUAUGCUUCAGAGGCAGCGCCCGCCUCAGGGACACUACCCCCACCUCGCAGACCGAGCCCAGACACGCGGCCACCUUCCAACAGACACCGCUGUGGAAGCGCGACGCCUCCCUCGCCGCUCCCCAGCAGCCCCGCACCUACGCUACCCAACAGCUCCACCUCAGCCAGAACCAUGCAACCUCCAGUCAGCCACAGCACGGCCACCACGCCCACGACGACGACGACAAGGACCCGCCCGCACAAACAGAGUGCCAUCCCAUACCCAUCUCAUCCCCGCCCUCGGAAAUUUGCGCCCACGUCAUCCAGCACUGCGAGCCCUCCGGCCACAUCGACUACCUCCGCUUCUACUACUGCGCCGGCGCCGCCCAGACCGACGGCGGCGAUCACCACGACCACCCUCCCGACGGCGAGCCCCACCACCGGCCAAAAUGGCGCCCGGGCCUCGCCGCGCUCCGCGUCAUGUGCCUCGUCAUCAUCCUCUGCUGGAUGCUCUUCCUCUUCAGCUGGGUCGGCGUCGUGGCCAGCGACUUUUUCUGCCCCAACCUCAGCACCAUUGCGUCCAGGCUCGGCCUCAACGAGAGCACCGCCGGCGUCACCUUUCUCGCCUUUGGCAACGGCUCGCCCGACGUCUUCUCCACCUUUGGCGCCAUGAAGACCGGCAGCGGCUCCCUCGCCAUCGGCGAACUCGUCGGCGCCGCCUCGUUCAUCGUCUCGGUCAUCUCCGGGUCCAUGAUGCUCAUCGCGCCGUUCCGCGUCAAGCCGUGGCCCUUUUGCCGCGACGUUGGCUUCUUCACCGUCGCCGUCGCCCUCAUCCUCAUCUUCCUCUUUGAUGGGAAGCUGAGGAUCUCGGAGUGCAUCACCCUCAUCUGCCUCUACCUCGUCUACGCGGCCACCGUCAUCCUCGGCGGCUGGUGGCAGGAACGGCGGCGGCAGAAGCGGCUGAUGCUCGCCGCAGCACGCACCGAGUACGACAGCUCGAUCGGCGACGCAUCCUCGCUCCGCAGCAGCAUCCACUCUGGGCAGCAUCGCGACGUGGAACGCAGCCAGCUCCUCUCGGUGCCCGGGGGUCUCGGCGGCAGCCCUCGCAGCGGCCUCAGCCCUUCCGAGUACGAGCCAGAUUUUGACCCCUUCGACGCGUGGGCGGGGGAGCGCAGCCAAGAGGCGCCCACGGCCACGGCGACGGGCGAGCAACGCCUCGAUGGCUGGGUCACGCCAGAUCGCCUGCACGGCUCGGGCACCCUGACGCCCGGAGGCCUGACGCCCGGUGCAGCCAUGUCCAGGGGCAACUCGCGCUCGCAACCGUCAAACCGGCCCGGCCUAGUGCCCAGGCACUCGCUCCUCUCGGCCAUCGAGUUCCGCGACGUCGUACACAGCCUGCGUCAGGACGCCACGGCGGACCGGUCCAUGGAGAUCUUCCAGAGCUGGGACCCGGAGCGUUUCCUGUCCGACCGCCGUCACCAUGCCCACCGUCGCGGCUCGUCGAUGGACCGCAACAUCGGUGCCGCCUCAAGCCCAGCUACUGCCCGUCGGGGAGGGCACGCUCGAGUGACCAGCUUGGGCGCUGGCUUCGGCUCCUCCUCGACGGCAGCGGCGGCGACGGGCCACGGCAGCUCCGGCAAGCUGGUGCGAUCGCACGACACCGACGUGGAUCCGGGGCAGGCCUUCGCUGGUGCUGCGCAAACGGGACAGGAGGCGAGCCCGUCGAUCGACAUGUCCGCGGCCACCAUCGACGACCCAUGGCGGGAGCAUCUUCCCGGCGACGGUUGCGAGCCGCUUGGGUCGCCUGCGCUGCCCCUAGAGGGCCACGGGGGCAGCGGCGGCGCCGGCACUCUGGGCACCGAUGAUCUCCGUCGAAGCCUUCCCAAGCUGAGCAUCCCACAGUGGCAGACUGGCUUCGCGCAAACCCAGCGACAGGGCGGUGCCGACGCGGCAAAGACGAGCAAGUCGGCACGAAAAACGCCCUCCAUCCCUUCGAUCAAGAUCUCGGCAGGCGACGGCGAGGAUGGACCCGACCGCCAGCCGACGUCGACGCUGCCCGGCGAGGUUCGUCUGCGUCCCCACCGCGGCGUCUCGGAACAGAUUGUCUACCGACUGCGCGUCGUCCUCCGAGCGCUCUUCCCCGCCUUCCGCCACGUGCGGGACAAGUCGUGGAUCGGACUGGCGAUCAGCAUCAUCACGGCGCCGGCGAUCAUGACGCUGAACCUGACGCUGCCCGUGGUCGACGACGAGGCGGAUGACGACGGCGACGACGAGAAGCGCAACGGCGAUGCGGAGGGCGGGCUGCUGCGGCUCGAGGGCAGCGAAGUCGACCUCCUGGCGCGGUCGCCCUUGGAGCGCUACCGCGACGACCGACCCCAUCAAGGUCAGGACGAGGACGACGAGGCAUUCGAGGAGCGGAUCAUCAACCUGCGGCCGCAGUCGCCCGACGGCAGCGUGCGCAGCGCAGAGGAGCGGGUCGAGCAGGCCGAGAGGACGAUGCGGGCCGAGCACGGCCAGCGAGACCUCGACAUUGCAUCGGCGCUCCGCCGCCUGCCUGAGAACGGCGGGUCUCCGCUGUCGUUUGGGAGUGGGCCCAAGUCGGCGGCGGUGCCGUUCCCUUCGACGCGUCCGCAACCCGGCGCUGCUGCCGGCGCUGCUGCGGUGAACUCGGAGGGCCACGACGCGCGCGGCGGCGGCGAUGACGACGACUGCCUCCCCUGCGAGGAGCACGAGGCCGAGGUGCAGGAGCUGCGCAGGUCGUCGCGGCGGUUCCUGGCGCUGGCGCAGUGCAUCUUUGCGCCGAGCUUUGUCGUGUGGGCCAUUGUGUCGUCGGCGGGCGGCGACCACGCGGCGGUCAAGGUGGCGUUUGCGGCCGUGGCCGGGCUGGCGGUGUGCGCGCUGGCGCUGGUGGCGCUGCGGCAAAAGGACGCGGGCAAGGUGCGGUACCGGGAGCGCACGGUGGCGCUGGUCGGGCUGCUGCGGUGCUCGAUGGGCUUCCUGGUGUCGGUCAUGUGGAUCAUGACGAUUGUCGACGAGGUCGUGUCGAUCCUGCAGACGGUGGGGCUGAUUGUGGGCAUCUCGGACGCCAUCCUGGGUCUGACGGUGUUUGCGGUGGGCAACUCGCUGGGCGAUCUGGUGGCCAACGUGACGAUUGCGCGGCUGGGCCACCCGGUCAUGGCCAUCAGCGCGUGUUUUGCCGGGCCGCUGCUCAACCUGCUGCUGGGCAUCGGCAUAUCGGGGACGUGGCUGCUGUCGGGCGAGAGCUCCAAGCAGCCCUGGUCGCACGCCGACCUGGACGGCAUCUACCUCAUCGACUUCAGCCCGACGCUCCUCGUUUCGGGCCUGGGCCUGCUCAUGAUCCUCGUCGGCACGCUGGUGGCGGUGCCCAUGAACGGGUUCUACCUCACCCGCCCGCUCGGCGUCGCCCUCAUGGCCACCUACGCCCUCAUCAUGACGCUCAACGUCCUCACCGAGCUGUUUUGGGUCGAGCCCAGCAGCUUGGCCCGGUGA
Molecule: messenger RNA, 3570 nt
Organism: Pseudozyma flocculosa PF-1
Lineage: Eukaryota; Fungi; Basidiomycota; Ustilaginomycetes; Ustilaginales; Ustilaginaceae
Exons: 1
Coding region: 1-3570 (1189 amino acids)
Biological process (GO): intracellular calcium ion homeostasis; transmembrane transport; monoatomic cation transport
Cellular component (GO): membrane
Molecular function (GO): monoatomic cation transmembrane transporter activity
Source: RefSeq, a predicted model, not a curated record